UUCACACAAUAAUCAUAAUCCCUCACAAACUCAGUUUUUGAGUGUUUCAUUAAGAUUCCUUGUUCCUUCAAUUUUUGAUCCAAGAAAAUGGCAGAGGCAUUAACAGAAGCUCAGAUUUCUGAGUUCCAGGAAGCCUUUUGUCUAAUUGACAAGGAUUCAGAUGGCCUAAUUUCCUUGGAAGAACUAGCGUCAGUGAUCCAAUCACUGGACGAGCAUCCCACAAAAGAAGAAAUCCAAGACAUGAUCAAUGAGGUUGGUGCUGAGGGAAAUGGAACAAUAGAUUGUGAAGAGUUCUUGAAUAUUAUGGCAAGAAAGAUGAAGGAAAAUGUUGCCGAGGAGCUGAAAGAAGCCUUCAAAGUAUUUGACAGAGACCAAGAUGGCUAUAUUUCAGCCUAUGAGUUGAGGCAAGUUAUGAUAAACUUGGGAGAAAGAUUGAGUGAUGAGGAGGCUGAGCAAAUGAUCAGAGAGGCUGAUGUAGAUGGUGAUGGUCUUGUUAGCUAUGAAGAAUUUGCAAGGAUGAUGAUGCUCAGUUGAUCUUUUUACUGGAGUCAUAGAAAUAGAAAUUUUGGUCAAAUUUAAUCAUGUGUUUAAAUUAAACCCAUCAUUUAGGAAACCAUUAACGCACAUUCUGCAAUUAUGUUUGUAAUAUAUAGAAAGUGCUCCUUUAGUUUCAUUCUUCACAACAUAAUGAAGCAAAUUCUCAUAUUUGCA
Prunus mume (Japanese apricot) is the source of this 711-nucleotide messenger RNA. RefSeq lists its product as uncharacterized. Gene Ontology annotation, cellular component: myosin II complex. NCBI's taxonomy places the organism in Eukaryota, Viridiplantae, Streptophyta, Magnoliopsida, Rosales, Rosaceae. Gene Ontology annotation, molecular function: calcium ion binding. The record is from RefSeq and is a predicted model, not a curated record.